Toxotes jaculatrix (banded archerfish) is the source of this 1583-nucleotide messenger RNA. RefSeq names its product SLC35A4 upstream open reading frame protein-like. The coding region runs from base 56 to 367 and encodes 103 amino acids. The transcript is spliced from 3 exons. The record is from RefSeq and is a predicted model, not a curated record. NCBI's taxonomy places the organism in Eukaryota, Metazoa, Chordata, Actinopteri, Toxotidae.
GAAGAAGAAAGGGGAAGCAUCAACACUCCGCAGACAGCGACUCACCCGUGAAACUAUGGCAGACGACAAGAAUACUCUGGGCCAGCUCAAGGACCUGGUGGAGCUGAAGGACCAGCUGGAGGACAUUCAGAGACGGGUGGAGGGUGAGAUACAGGCUGGAGUUCCUCCAGGAGGCAGUCUGCUUGCUUCUCCUUUCCUGAAGGGUUUUCUGGCCGGGUACAUUGUUGCUAGGCUACGCUCUUCAGCAUUGCUGGGUGUUGCCGUAGGAACGUGCACAGGAAUCUAUGCAGCACAAAAUUAUACUGUUCCCGACAUUGAAAACACCAUCAAAGACUACAUAAACAACCUGAAAGGAGGUCGCAAAUGAGAAGAGAGGAGGAAAAGUCAGGAGACAAGAAAGGGCGGCGAGGGGGAUGAGACAUCUACAAGAAGAGGGUGCCAGUACAGCUACAUACGGGAACAGAUAUGUAUUUCAAAAGUUAAAAACCUUUUUGGAGUUAUUUCAUCUUCCACAUGGAUGAGUAAAUAAGAAAAUUCUAAAGUGGCAAGCCAGUUUAUAGAGACAGGUGAAACAGGGACUUUUUUCGUAUUUCUUUUAAAAUUCAUCUGAAUCUUGUUCAUCUGAGCCCUUGCUACAUAAAGAUUGAGAAUGAGUGAUGGCAGUACAUAUUGUUGCAGUAGAUGGAUGAAUUCAAGAUCCCAGAUUUCUUUCCAAUGAGAUCAGUGACAUAAAUUUUGACAAACUGCUACCAUUAAUAAAAUUAUUAUAGCUGCUAUAACUGAUAUCUGAUCCCAACCCUGUCCUGUCUGAAACUACAAUAUGCGCUUUCCAAAGAUUAUUUGAUACGUAAUGAGAUCAACCAAUAUCUGCAUGAGCAGACCAGCUCUGUUGGCUAUGUUCACCUCCUUACUUAAGGAGCUUCACUUGAGAGAAUCUCUUAUGCUAUUUUAGAGUGUUAAGUUUCCUCCAGAGUAACUGCUUUAGAAGUCCUGCCCUUGUUUUUUGCUUCUGCGAAGUUUUAGAAACUUAUUUUGUCGCCUUCUUUGGUGUCCUCUGCCCACUAGUGGUCAGAAAUCAAUCAUAGCAGCCUUAACUAAUUUGCACUUCCAUGCUCAAGGAAUGAUGGAGCAUGUACAUUUUUUUUUCAUCUCACUUCUCAUGGUGCUUCUCUGUGUGAAACCUGUCAGAAGCCUUCAUGGUUCUUGUUUGUUUUCACACUGUUUGCAGGUGUCAGGGAAAAGUCUGUGGUGUCAUGUGAAGUGUCUUUUGAAGUGUGUGAAGUCAUUUUUAUUUUAAAAUUAUAGUCCUCAUCUCUGUAAAGGUUCUUGAAAACUCACUUAGAGGGAGACUUUUCAGAGACUUGUCAUUUUUAUUAUUGUAAACAUGACUCAAAUGACACACUCCAUUUGGAAAUAAGUGUUUCUGGAAAUGUAAUAUUUCUCUAUAUUACACCUCACAAUGCUAAAAAAAGAAAUUAGACUUCAGUCUGCAAGAGCUGGGGAACACAGUUGGUAGACUGUCAGAUGGAAAUGCACACCGAAGUGAAUUUUUUGUGCAAAGAUGUAGUUUUUAAUGGCACUUU